GAAUUCUAUUCUGAAUUACAUCUAAACUAAAUCCAACUCUUCAGCAAUUGAUCUUAUUAUGAUGUUUACAAGUAGCAACAUGUCGGACUUACUAGACCAUCUACUGAAUGGAGUCUAUAAGCCGCAUGUAGGUACGCAUUCAGAUUCCAUAGCAGCACAGAGUCUAUCACAGAGUCUAUCAUAGAGUCUAUCAACUUAGACAAGUUGGAGCUCUUAUUAUCUUAUUACCUACCUAGAAUUCCGGUAUAAUGUCUGCCUCGCCCGCCGUGUCGUUAGCCAAACCUGGAGUUGGGCCUGCCUCUCUUUUGUUAUCCCCACCGGCUUGGAGUCAAACGCUUUCGCGAUUGACCGGCUCGAGACGGCAUCGCUAUCCUCGACUACAAACACCUCCUAGUCGCAUAGUUGCUCUGCGGAUACGUUGCAAGACUGAGGCGCAAAAGAAUUCAUACCGUUCUGCCUUUCAGUUCGCCGCUCAACAGCGGUCCGAUCGAUUACCCCUAUUGAUGUUCCAAGCCUGGAUGGCAAAUCAAGAUAUUCGGAAUGAGCCUAAACUAUUCGAGACUAUACACUCCAUCACUGCGUCUGAGUGGGCUGACCGCUUCCAUAGCUUGGCUAACAGGGGCUGGUCGAAGGAAGACGUAAACCAUUGGAUAUGGAUAGUAUCGGGGGAGAACGGAGACGCUCGCGUUCAACGUUUGAUUUCAACUGAAAAUCCUAAACCUAUUUUUCUUGCCACGCUCAUGUCACGUAGUGACGAGACGUUUCGCCAAGCGACAUCUUUACUAUCCCUGAUGGAAUACAUAUCGAAACACCACAUUGAUGUCGGAUCUCCAUCGUUGGGUGACCAUAUAGUGAACCUUACAGUAACACAAAUUUUGCUGCUACUUCGCCGCCUCAGUAAUCAUGUUCGAAGAUCAUGGCCCAGGUUGAUUAUCACACUCUCACGGUUCACGAUGAACUACAUUCAAGGACUGCCCCCCAAUGACUAUCAUAAUAAAUGUGAAGUCUUCAAUUCGGCUUUGCAAUUAUUUAAGCGGCCGGCUGUAGACCAUCCAGUCGCGAAUAUGGAGUUCAAUUGGAGAGCGCAGAGGCUCUUAUUAGCUAUGUCUGAUAGUAUGGAUACCCCCCUGAUCAUUAACAAAGCUAGCUAUAGAGCUAUUCGAGAGGUCAUGAUUGGGCUAAAAAAGUCAAAAACGGAGAAAGUAGUUGCUGUAAGAUACUCGAAAUCCUGGCCGCCGUAUCGGCAAGAUUUUGAUGGGUUUGAUGCGAAAAGAACGGCAGAAGAUGACUACUCGAGAAGCGUAAAGGCUGGCGUUCUCAUGAAGGAGUCUGGUUAUCCUGAUGACGAGUAUGAUCAGGCACUUAGUGUUCUUGGUGGGAUAGGCCGUGAUUCUCCUACCGUGCAGACUCGUAGUCUUGCACCAAAAGAGUGGAAAGGUGAAGAAGAAGACCGGAACAUAUAUUCGCGCUGGGCCAUGAUGAUACGGGCAACCCGCAACCCCCAGGAGGCAUGGAAAAUUUUCAACGACCUUGCUGUCGAAACGGGCAAACCUCCUAACACCCAAGUUUACGCCGAGAUGUUUAUGAAGCUACAAGCUCGCCUCAUCCCCCAAACCUCAACUUCCUUACCAGGUGAAACCGGAGAAAACUUUCCAUUUCAUGACGCCAAUUAUAGUGAAUACGAGCUAGCUAGGUUAUCACCUCCUACAGUUACCGAGUUAUACGAUCAAAUGGUCAGUCAAGGUGUAAAACCGGAGGGUCACUGUCUUAAUAUCUUAUUGAGCAAUGCCAGCUCCCUCCAAGAGGGGGCUCGCUUUCUUCGUGACAGUGGCAUUAACCCUGUUAGUAUCAGCGCACUGGGUCUUUUUAAGAAGCCGUCUUAUGAGGCACUUCGACGAAUCCCUCUCUCAGUUUUCAAGAGCUAUAUACAACUUCUUUGUAGAUUACAGCCUAAUCGUCGGGGCCAAGAAAAGCUCCCUCUUGAUCAACUUUUCCGCAUCCGACAUGCUAUUAACCUCAUUAAGUUUCGACUAAGACCGGGAACUACCGAAGGCUCUACAUUCCGACCGCCUUGGGUUAUUAUCCUAAGGGCACUGGCGCGACCACACCUAUGCGUGAUAAAUGACACACAGGCGAGCAAUGAUGCGGCGGCUCUAUCAAUAUCUAUGGAUGUUAUCCAAUUCGCGCAGGAAACAGUAGGACUAGACCCGGAUAUUUUUCUUUAUUUAUGUCGUACAGUUCAAAAGGCGGCGGUAUCCCGACUAGAAUCUCUAGACUCAUCGACAGUCGAAAACAGUACGAUAGAGACCCCUUUAAUACACCAUUCUCAUGAUGUCCUAGAAACAUUAAGGUCACUCUUCUCUCAAGUCACUAUGCCGAUACAGAUAUCCAGAACAGAGUAUGAGAGGCUCAAGGCACCUCAAUUUGUAUAUAACAUAGGCCCUGCUCAUCUUCACGCCUAUAUGCGCGCUUUAGCUUUCCUCGAGGACACAGCUACGAUGAAAAAACUGUUACAAUGGAUAUUAACACAUAAAGCUUAUGUUGACAAAGAAGCUGAGCGGAUAGAAAGUCGUGGGUAUGCACUGAUAGCGAAGACGCUAUGUGCCUUUCAAGCCUUUGCCGGUCCAAGUCUUAGGCAUGACGAGCAGGAGGACCUGAUAUCCCGGAUGGAAAAUACUACAGAGACUAGAGGCUCCUGGAGAUGGCCGACACCGGAAGAAGUCGACACCUAUGUACAGUCCGAUUUACGUGGCGGUUCCUGGCGACUUCAGCGGAGGAUUUUAGCCAAGCUGUGGCAUAAAUCCUCCCAGGAGGAGAGUGAAAAGGAAAUGAGCUAAAUAUCUAAAUAAAUAAAUGUACACCAACGAUAUUAAAAAUACCCCAUCAUGAUAUACCUCAACAUACUAUAUUUUCGCUUAGAAUCAC
Messenger RNA from Daldinia decipiens, 2925 nucleotides. RefSeq lists its product as uncharacterized. The coding region runs from base 249 to 2837 and encodes 862 amino acids. The record is from RefSeq and is a predicted model, not a curated record. The transcript has a single exon. Lineage: Eukaryota; Fungi; Ascomycota; Sordariomycetes; Xylariales; Hypoxylaceae.